Messenger RNA from Owenia fusiformis, 3206 nucleotides. The record is from the annotation of a GenBank genome assembly. NCBI's taxonomy places the organism in Eukaryota, Metazoa, Annelida, Polychaeta, Sabellida, Oweniidae.
GAGAUAUUCUGGUUAAGUAAGUAAUAUUCUUACAUAUAUGGUACCCAUUUUUAUUUACCCAUAUCCAAAAUAUGGCACUGUAUUGAUGGUUAUUUCAUUAUUUUAAGCAAUUCUGUUCUAAGUAUAUAUAAGAUCUUUUUAAUUGCUCUUCAUUUUGACUAUGUAUAGCACACCUAUGAGCUAUAUUUCAUAAAUGACCUUACAAUUAAACUAUAAUUCAAAUUUAAAGACAUGGAUGUAAUGCUAUUUGUUCUGUGGGGCAAACCUCUGAUAACAAGUAUCAAAUGAUCGAAGACCAUUAACAUGUUAUAAACUAUAGAUGAACAGUCAUAUUGUAAAAGGCUUGUGUUACACAGGAAACAAUACAAGAAAACAGAAUCACUUCAGCAGCAAGAUAAAAAUGUCUAAACUUUGUUAAAUGAAAAAAUUCGGAACUAACUUACUAAAUUAUAAACAUGGAGGAAGAGAAGCAGCCACAACUGAUUUUUUUCCCGGCAGAAGAAGACACAUCAAACAAUGAUAAACUUAAAAGCUCCAAGCAAUCCUUAUCUUCCCAAAUGUCAAUCAAGAUUAAAGUCAGCCCAACAACAUAUACUGAAGUUGACGAAGUGACUGAGCUAAGAGAUCAACUAACAGACUCCUUGACAAGGGAUGAUGUAGCUGGGUUUGCUAAAUUCAUGGUCACAUUCGAAAAGCAGGUAUCCCAGGGUAUUAUCAAAGGUCUCUUGGAUGAAAGAUUGUUAAUGGAUGGAAAUGGAUUCAACCUCCUACAACGUACAGUCAUUCGGGACAACUUUGAAAUAAUAAAGACAUUACUCCCUCAUUGUGACGAAUCAGUGUUCAAUCAUAGAAACAGAGGUCCUGUAGAGGGUGGUACAGUUCUACAUGAUUGCGUUAUAAAGGACAGACAAGACAUUAUCAAGAUCAUUGCUGAUAAGCUAAGCAGUGGUGAUUUUAAGGCAUUGCUGGCAAGUCAGGCUGUAGGUUCAUUCAUAAAGACUAAUUUUCAGGGCCAUGAACUACCUCUGUUCCUUGCAUGUUGGACUCGUAACCUCCAGAUGAUAAGAUAUCUAUUAACCAUUUGCCCAGAGGCAUUAUACAUGACAGACUCAAAUGGUCAAAAUUUGCUGCAUUGCUUGGUAAACAUAGCUCAUGAAGGUGGAACUAAAUUUGCUGCAAGUGUUUUCAAAAUGAUCUUUGGGUCCACAGGAGGCAAGGUAGCUAUUGAGCAUUUACUGAUAAAAACCUGCAAAACACCCCAACAUGAAAGACCACUGUCUUAUGCAUUACGUCUUGGUGAACUGUCCUUCGCCCAGUUAAUUAUCAACACCAGUCUAAAGAAUGAAAAAGUUCAAUACGGACCAGCACGCUUCACUGAAUAUGAUAUCACAGAUCUGGAAGUCUGCCCUGAGGUGAGAAAAGCCGAUUUUAUUCCAGGAAUCAUCAUGAUUGGUACAUCAUCUAACCUCAAUAGGCUCCAGUCCAUUUUACACAUGGAACCAUGGGUUACGAUUCAGAACCUUCGUUGGGACUAUUACAAGUUCAGUCUUCUAAGGAUGUUCAUCACUCAAGCUAUAAUGUUAAUUCUUAUGACCAUAGGAAUCAUAAUGACACCAACGCGUGCUUUAAGUCAGGAACUGAGGGCAAAUUUUACAGCUCAACAAGCUGCGCUUAACCAAUCACUGACAUUACUUCAAGAACUUGGUUACUUUGGAACGGAAGGUACUGUGACAUUUGUAUUCCAAAACAUUUUUACAUUAUAUGGAAUAUCAAUAUUUGUAAGCACCUUAUUUUACUUGAUGAAAAUGGUAAUUAUAUCACAGCAAAGGGGGCUUCAAUUCAGUGAGUUUGUACAAAGGAUGUCUAACCCAGUGACUGGCAAUGGAAUCUACAUAUUCCUAAGUCUGUUAUUUAGUCUGUCAAUCAUCCUUGGUAACAUUGCAGUGUAUUUCAACUACCCUGAAGUUGAUAUCUUAUUUAUGUUGGAGUUGAUCGCUGGGUUCUGCUCAAUGACAUUCUACUUCAGAUGCCUUGAUUAUACAUCAUUCUUUACAGUCACUGUCAAUAAGAUGUUGUUUGGCGAUGUUGUUCGUUUCUGUGCUAUUAUAUCUGGAUAUCUGGUUGGUUUCGGGGGAGGUUUCUAUGUCAUGUUUAAAAAUAAACAAGGUGGGCCACCUGAAGAGGCGAGUAACUUUGGGGAGACACUAGUGACAACUUAUAGGCUCAUGAUCGGCAUGGCAGAUUUUUCAACCUUGAAGGUGGACUACGAGUUAAUUGUCGUUAUCCUUUAUAUUGCCUACACAAUCCUCAUGACCAUCAUGUUGUUUAAUAUGCUCAUUGGUAUUAUGGCAAACACAAUCAAUGAUGUGUCAGAUAAGAGGAAAUACCUAGGCAAUCUACAGCGGUUAUCUACAUUAAUUUAUGCAGAACAAACUGAAUUUAGAAAGCCAUUUGCAUCAAGGUGUGUCCAAAAUGGUAAAAUGAAAGUGAAAACGGUUCCUUUUGCCGGGACACAUCUGAAACGACUUUUUAUUGAAUGUCUUGAAAUUCAAAAUGAAGAUGAAUCAAACGAAGUAGUAGAGGAAAAACAGAAAUAUAUUUUAGGAAUCAAAAUCAAUAACCCAUUAAAGAACAGCUCCCAUCAUACUAAAGUGACACAUUCUCACACAGAAUAGUUGGUAAAAUGCCGAUCAAAAUUUCAUUUCAUUUGAAAAUUCCUAAACUUGAACAUUUCCUUCAUUCAUUAUGGACUAUUUUGAGAUAAUACAGGGUGAGCCAAAAAGGUACUUAAACUUGAACAUUUCCUUCAUUCAUUAUGGACUAUUUUGAGAUAAUACAGGGUGAGCCAAAAAGGUACUUAAACUUGAACAUUUCCUUCAUUCAUUAUGGACUAUUUUGAGAUAAUACAGGGUGAGCCAAAAAAGGUACUUAAACUUGAACAUUUCCUUCAUUCAUUAUGGACUAUUUUGAGAUAAUACAGGGUGAGCCAAAAAAGGUACUUAAACUUGAACAUUUCCUUCAUUCAUUAUGGACUAUUUUGAGAUAAUACAGGGUGAGCCAAAAAAGGUACUUAAACUUGAACAUUUCCUUCAUUCAUUAGCCAAAAAAGGUAAUCCUAACAAUUCUUAAUAACUUAGUCAUCCUGCAUGAGUUUUGUGUCAUAUCUGGCACAAUUAGGCCUUGUCCAAUAUAUUGUCAUUCUACCA